Messenger RNA from Hibiscus syriacus, 732 nucleotides. RefSeq lists its product as uncharacterized. NCBI's taxonomy places the organism in Eukaryota, Viridiplantae, Streptophyta, Magnoliopsida, Malvales, Malvaceae. The transcript is spliced from 3 exons. Bases 225 to 533 code for a protein of 102 amino acids. The record is from RefSeq and is a predicted model, not a curated record.
UCUACCCAAAUGCAGCGACCGACCACUCUCAAGCCACGGCGGCCUCUUUGCUUCGAUUGGUCAUUCCGAACCGACCGAGGAGCCGAACCAGUCCUAAUCAAGGCCAAACCGAGACCCCAACUAGCCCCUUUUGUCUUCUUCCUCACUCAACUUAUAACCGAAAAGCCGAACCAAACGAUUGCUAACCCGGGGACUUCAACGCUGACGAAAUCUCCAACAAAAGCAUGGGCAGGGGAUGGGCGCUGUUGUCGGGCAUGGUGUGGCGUGGGGAACAGCAAAGUAUGGGAGCUGUUGUCGGGAAGGGUGCUUGCAUGGGAAACGACAAGAUGUCUUCUCCCUUGGAAAUUAGUGAACCAAUAGCAUCCACUCAUACAAAUGAUAAUGAGGUGAAUGUACAAGUUCCUGCAGAUUCAACUCAAGUAGAAGCUAACAAUCAAGAAAAUGAACAUGAAGAACCAGUUGUCGGGAGAAGGAGGAAAAAAACUUCAGUUGUUUGGAAUGAUUUUGAUGAAAUUGAAAUCUCCCGUGGGUGAAGAAAGCUUGCAUGCUUCAUUGAAAUACUUACGGUGAUUGUGUAUGAUAUGGAGGAACUAAUGAUGAAAUGUCGUUACUAUUAAUUUUAUUGGUAGAUAUUUUAUGUAUCAGUUCUGUUCAAAUGGAAUGGAGAUGUAGGCUUUAUUUUUUUGUUUGUAAUAGUUAAUAUGUUGGUUUGAUAGAUUGGAUUAAAAAUUA